Molecule: messenger RNA, 1203 nt
Organism: Closterium sp. NIES-65
Lineage: Eukaryota; Viridiplantae; Streptophyta; Zygnematophyceae; Desmidiales; Closteriaceae
Source: the annotation of a GenBank genome assembly
AUGCGUCGCAUAUCGUUUUGUACCCUCUAUCAACCAGCUCACUCGCCCUCAUCUCUUCCCUCCUCUGGAACCGCCCUCUCCGGUGGCGGGCGGCAGGAGUACGGCAGCAACAAGGACCUGCGCGCGGCGUCGCGGCGGCGGGAGCGCAAGCAGCGCGCGCUGUUGACGGACCCCGCGCUGAUGCACUACGCGCUCUUCUCCGACAACGUGCUCGCCGUCGCCACCGUGCUGCGCUCGCUCGAGGCCAACUCCAAGAACCCCGACAGGCACGUGGUGCACGUGGUGACGGACAGCAUGAACCUGCCGGCGAUGCAGGCGUGGUUCGCGCUUCACCCGCCCGCGCACGUGGCGGUGGAGAUCACGUCCGUGGAGUCGCUGGCGUUCCUCAACGCGUCCUACUGCCCCGUGCUGCGCCAGCUGCAGGCCAAGGCGCUCAAAAAGUUCUACUUCAGCCAGCACGACGACUCGAACCAGACGAACAGCGGGGUGCUGCGGCCACAGGGGUCCGCAGCAACAGAGGCAGAGGCUGCGGGGGCGGCAGCGGCGGCGGCAGUGGCGGGGCAGAAGCUUAAGUUCAAGAACCCCAAGUACCUCUCCAUCCUCAACCACCUCCGCUUCUACCUCCCCGAGAUGUUCCCGGCGUUGGACCGCGUGGUGUUUCUGGACGACGACGUGGUGGUGCAGCGCGACCUCUCGCCGCUCUUCUCCCUGCCGCUGCACGGCGCGGUCAACGGUGCCGUGUACACGUGCCGUGAGGGCGACGCCUUCCACCGCCUGCACAAGUACCUCAACUUCUCGCACCCCUUCAUCCGCGACCACUUUGACCCGGACGGCUGUGGGUGGGCGUACGGCAUGAACGUGUUUGACCUCGCGCAGUGGCGCCGCAAGGGGCUCACAGACGUCUACCACAAGUACCAGUCCAUGAACGCGGAGAGGCAGCUGUGGCAGCUGGGCACCUUGCCGCCCGGGCUGAUGACGUUCUACAACCUGACAGCGCCGCUGGACGCGCACUGGCACGUGCUGGGCCUGGGCUACGACAAGGCCACGCCCACCCACCUCAUCCAACAGGCCGCCGUGCUGCACUACAACGGCAAUGCGAAGCCGUGGCUGGACACGGCGAUUAAGGAGUUCAAGGGGCUGUGGAGCCGCUACGUGCUGGCAGACGAUGACAUGGUGCAGCAGUGCAACAUCGACCUCCUCUAG